AACCGCGCAUGCGCGAAAGUGUGUCAAUUCCGACCAUUCGGAGAGCAUAUCACACUUGCCUGUUACUCUCAGUUGAGGAGUUAAAAUCAGCGCUAGUGUUGGGUGAGCAGCGAUAUACAGAGAUCCUGAACGCACGUGCGACGGAAAUCAUGCUGAAAUCUGUGUCUCCCCAACUGUCUCCAAAGAGUAACUCGGAGAUCCGGGUUGUGCAUCUCAGUGUCGAACAGGAGCAAGUGUUAGAGGCACAAUUUGGGCGUGUCAAGAAUCCACACAGCACAGACUUGGUUCUGCUAGCAGCUGAAACAGGCCUGCAGGAAACAGAUGUGCAGGCAUGGUAUGCCCAACGCCUUGCAGCAUGGAGGAAGGAACAGGGACUAUCAACAAACUUUGGGACUUUCAACUAGAGACCAUUUACACAGACAUAAAAAAAAAAAAACAAGAAGGCAUCCGGAA
Cryptotermes secundus is the source of this 453-nucleotide messenger RNA. RefSeq lists its product as uncharacterized. The transcript is spliced from 3 exons. The record is from RefSeq and is a predicted model, not a curated record. Gene Ontology annotation, biological process: cell differentiation; regulation of transcription by RNA polymerase II. Gene Ontology annotation, cellular component: nucleus. The coding region runs from base 9 to 404 and encodes 131 amino acids. NCBI's taxonomy places the organism in Eukaryota, Metazoa, Arthropoda, Insecta, Blattodea, Kalotermitidae. Gene Ontology annotation, molecular function: DNA binding.